AUGCCUUAUCAACCGCCUCCAUUCUUUGGCACAUGGGAGAAUCCUGUUGGAAAUGGGAUGAGUUAAAAAAAGGCUUGAGGGUUUGUUACUAGGAAAAAACAGCCCAUUCAACGGAAUUCCACUCUUAGGAACAAUCCUGUAAAACCUCCAUUCAAAAAUAUACCACUAUCCAACUUGAUCUUACAAAUUGGUGUAAUUAUCUGGACAUUAAAAUAAAGGGUAUCUUUAGCAGAAACACGCAUAUGCCAAAUCAACGUAGCCCAUGUAUUAUCAAUCUUGAUGAUCGUCAAUCUCAGGGAACACAUUGGGUAGCAUGUGCACCAUCACAUGAGAAUAGAAAGAUUUUAUGGUAUUUUGAUUCAUUCGGUAUGUACUAUCCUAAGGAAUAUGAAAAUAGAGCCAAAAAGGAUGGUAUGAAAGUGAUUUACAAUACAGUUCCAUAUCAACAUAUCAAAAGUGUUUUAUGCGGUUAUUACUGCAUUUAUUUCCUACACAGAUGGUCACUUGGAGAGGACUAUUAUGACAUUCUGCAAAGGUUCAGUAUCAAUGAUGCCAAUUACAAUGAGCGGUUUAUAGAAAAAUAUUUUAAAUUAAUAUAAUCCAUAUCUAUAGAAUGUCAGAAAAAUUAUGUGUAUAUUGCCAAGAAGUCACUCCUCAUUAUGUGAAUGAAUAUGGAUGUUUUGAGUGCUGUAACUGCGAACCACUAAGUUGCAGUGAGUAUGAGUCGGAUAGCUCAAGUGGAGACCCCACUUAUGUGCCUGGUAGUAAAUCAGUUAGUGAUUAAAUGAUAUUUGUUCCCUCCAUUCAGUGAUUAGAAGACAUGUACCGGGAAAGCUACCCCGUAAACUGUACGGGUCAGGGGCCCGUUGAUCGAACGUCCCGAUAAUUAACGGGCCCGGUAAGCUGUCUCCGUUUACAUUAAAGAUUGAGGUUUUAAUAGUUUUGCAUCUAACAUGAUAAAACUAUCAGUUAAUGAAACAAAAUGGAGUAGUUUGCCAGCCAGGACCGGCGCUCCUAUUAUUUAUAUUUCGAUUUAAAUAUUUGAUUUCGGGCCCGAAAAGUUACCGGGACUUUGGAGAAACGGGCCUAAGGUCUAAGACCAUUUUUAGCGGAGCUCCACGCGCGCGCUUCGCGCGCGCGUGGGUGGAGCCCCAUACCUAAGGAAAUCUACCCAUCCCAGAAAAUUUGGUAAUCACGUGACCGUACACCGACCGCAGACCGUCCGUCCGCACUCGCGGACCAAGGACCGCUGAGCGAAAUUUGGUGAUAUUUUUCAAGAGUCGAUAAAACAAAAAAUUCAUAGUCUACAGCAAUAUGCUUCCAACAGCAGAAAUAAGUUGAUCUGAAAACCUGUUCUGCAAAAAGGCACGUCUUCCCGUUGCGUUUUAUUUAUUCGCGGGCUAAGUAAACAUGAACAUAUAAUUUACGGUGCCGCAAAAAUCCAAACUUCAAGAAAGACAAAUUAACCUACCUGUCAACAAACUUUAAUUUCGCGUUUUCACCCACAGCAAGAAAGCCGAACCUUCGUCAUAUGAAAGAAUUCUAAUCAGUAAAUCACGAUAUGUUUCAUUAUUCAACGUAUUUUUUUUCUCGACGAAAUAUUUCAUCAUUUUCGGAAAAGUCGCGGACCAAGGGCAUCGCGGACUUGCGCGGACCAAGGACCACAUACCGUACGCUUAAAGGCUCAGAAUUUAUUAGAGACACUUUAAUGCUUGUCUUCGUGAAUGAAAAUUGUUGUCUCUGUAAAUGUUUCACAGUAGUAGUUAGUAGUAUCUCUUGCAAUUUUAAUCGCUUGUCCGUGCCGUUUGUUUUCAUCGUUCAUGAACAUCGCUUGCAGGAGUACUCAAAAAUGUCGCGCGUAUCAAACGCUUGAUAAGAUUACACAUCGUUAUAACUGAAACCAUUAAAUAACAAAAAAAAAAUAAAUUCGCUAUUAUGUUGAAGCGUAACUCUAUUAAAGUUCAUUCAAACACUCGACCACACUGACAGUUCGCACUAUAGAAACGAGAACCAGCUGGCCGUAUGGGUGAUUUUGGAAAUUUUGUGAGUGCAAUUUGUCUUGAAAAAUUGUGAAUACCGUAUUCUGUCCGAGGUCUGUAUGAUCAAUAGUACUGUUUCACCUCAAAUGUGAUGUAUAAAAAUUAUAAAAGGUCGGUUUAAACACCCCCAGAUUUGUUGGCAAGAAUUUGUAAAGUAAACCUGUUGAACGUCAAAAAAUUGGGCGUGAUUUGUUUUCCAAGAAUUUGUUUUCGAGGCCGCCUAAUCUACUGUGAUCUUGAAUGUGAUCGAAGAUGUUUGCUAUUUUUUGGGUGUACAUAUAAGGUUGUCAAUUCGAUGUAAGAUGUUUCACUCUAAAAUAACUUAGCCUUUCCCACAAAAGUCACAUGAAUGUGCCCUUAAGUUAACUGAAUUGUGGAUUAAAAGUUUAUUGUUUGAUUUAAAUUAUAAAUUUAUCAAUUGGAGCUUCGCUUUUAGCCCUGGCUAAAUCUAUAUAUUAUAUAACAUGUAGUAUAUACAAGAAUGGUGAAAUCUUAUCGUGUAAAACAGAAGAAACAGACCGAAGGCGUGCCUGGUUCUGAAAAAAUUGUUACAGCCAAGAAGGUAGAAGGAUGAUGAAAUGUAAAUGUGCCGAAUGCGGGAUUACAAAAGUUAAGUUCGUGAAGGGAAACUAAUUUAGCCCUCUCAAGCAGGGGGCGAUUUAUUUGACACUGCUGUUGGUACCGCUACUGAUCUAUUUGUGCAUCAUGCCCUUCCAUGGAUGGGAAAAAGGCAGUUGAAAUGGGAAGAUAUUAUGGUUCCGAGACUCUAAGAAACAAAAAUCUCCAGAAGGAAGCUGUAAAUUAUGGACUCCAAUGAUAGAAGAUGCUGGGGGAAAGGCUCUUGAUGAAUUAUCAACAAAGAUUAGGCCAAACAAAAGAUAUAAAACUGAAAGAAAAGAUUUGGAUGACGGAUCUAUGCAAUUAUUAGCCACCAAACUACAUAAUAUUUUAACAGACCCCAAAAAUAUCAACAGGAUCUGGCCAAAUAUGCAUGGGAACAAGCCCAAAUAUUUGGAUAUGGGGGAACAUUGGGGCAAUUUUCAUCGACACUCGGUUUAGGACAUAUUUUUCAACAAGGAUCUGGCAUCCUAGAUAAGGCUCAAGAUAAGCUUACAAAAAGUGGUGUAGCAGGUUCGCCAUGGCAUGUGAAUUUUAAAAAAGGCAUAGAAUUGUUUAAAGACCCUGAUUUAUGGAAAAUUCCCUCCAAAAAAUAAGAAACAGACAUGAAAAAGCGUGUGGAUGCGUUAAAAAGAUCCUAUGAUGCAGUAAAAAAAUUGGGUUUCAAAGGAUCGUACACUAGUUUUGCAAAAAAGAUUGGAGCUGUUCAUAAACCCGCUUUUACAUUUCCAGGAUUUGGAAGUGGAAUAGAUAUUCAAAAAAAUUUAUCAAAACUUGAAGAAUUGCAUAUGAGAACACCAACUUUAAAAAAAUAUAAUUAUUGUGGUCCAGGAACAAGGUUAAACCAUGCGGAUCCCAAAGUACGGAACCUAUCAACAAAUUAGACGCUGUCUGUCAGAGGCAUGAUAUCAAGUACAGUCAAGCCAAAAGUUUAAAAGACAAAACAUAAACCUGAUGACGAGAUGCUUGAUGAAAUCUCAAAAAUACCGUACAAAGGUCGUCCAUGGGAUACUACAGCUGUUCAGGGUAUUAUUAAAGCUAAAAGAAAACUUGGUUCGGGUUUAGACUAAAAAAGCCGUCGAGUGAAGAAAUACGUUGGGAACAGCAAUUAGCAGAUGAAUUACAUACGCCCAUAAAGCGUAAUUUUACUCGGCGGCGUGUUAUUGUAAACGGUAUCGACAAAAUUUGAUGCUCUAAUCUGGUUGAAUUGCAACAAUUCAGUAAAUUGAACAAGGGUUAUAGAUAUCUUUUCAUGGUAAUGGACCUGUUCUCCAAAUAUGGCUGGAUUGUCCCUGCAUUGAAGGAUGAAAAAGGAGAAAUUGUCACAGAAGCAUUCAAAACCAUCUUCAAAGAGGGCCGAAAGCCGCAAUAUCUGUGGACUGAUAAGGGGCAAGAGUAUUAUAACAAACACAUGAAGUUAAGGAAUCUUUUGGAAAAAGAUAACAUACCACUAUACUCAACCAAAAAUGAGGAAAAACCUAAUGUUUGUGAAAGAUGGAAGCGUACAAUCAAAACCAAGAUGUGGAAGCAGCUCACUGUCCAAGGCAAUACCCAAUAUCUCAGUGUACUACCAAAAAUACUGGAGCAGUAUAAUAAUACUAAGCACAGUUCCAUUAAAAUGACACCUGUAGAAGCCAGUAAAAAAAGAAUGAAAGUGCCGUGUAUUUUAAUCUAUAUGGUUUUUUUUUGUGCAAUUGUCAUCUAAGCCCAAAUUCAAGGUUGGUGAUAAAGUCAGUAUAAGUAAAUACAAAAGAAAGGUGUUUGAUAAAGGCUACACACCUAAUUGGACUGAAGAGAUAUUCCUGAUUAAUAAAAUUCAAUCCACAAAUCCAAUCGCCUACAGAAUAAAGGAUCUCAACAACGAGGAGAUACAAGGGAGCUUUUAUGAACCGGAAUUACUGAAGGUAACACAAGAUAUAUUCCGCAUUGAUAAAGUCAUUCGGAGGGAUUAUAAGAAGAAACAAGCUCUUGUGAAAUGGUUGGGUUAUAGUGACGACUUCAAUUCCUGGGUUCCACUAAAGGAUUUACAAGAUUUAUCUAACUAAUAGUAUAAAUGGAAGAUCAUAUAAGAAAGUUGAACAUCAAAAUCCGUAAUAAGGAAACCGAGCUGAAUGGACUAUUCACUAAAAUCCAAAAUUUGAAAAAGAGACAUCACGGCACAAAAAACUAGUCUCCAAAAAACUGGGAACAGUGGAGAUGUUAUUAACAGGCGUCCUAGGAGUGAUCUUUGAAGUUGAUGAGGACAAAAAUAAGAACUAGAAGGGAUAUAAAGAAAUUAUUUAAUGUGUGUAUAAUGGUGUAUAUGUUGGAAAAAUUGUUCCAUAAUGCAGACUUGGAUAUAGAUCUAACUUCAUUCAUUGAUAAUAAACAAAAUGUAUGGUUUAAGGGUAAAGAUGUUGCCCUGAUCCUCGGAUAUAUACUCGUGAUGCUAUUAAGAGACAUGUAUCUGAAAAUCAUAAUAUAAAACAGCUCUCGCGAAACACGACGGUGGUCUGAGACCUAUUUCAUUGAUGAAGCUGGAUUUUAUGAACUUGUUUUUGGUUCAAAAUUGAAGACAGCAAAAAAAAUCCGUGAUUGGGUAUUUACACAAGUACUCCCAUCCAUCAGAAAACAUGGGCAGUACAAACUGUUUGACAAUCCCAAUAACCACAUGUUUAAGUUUGAAAAUGAGUUUGAUCUUCACACCAAAGUUGUGGAAUAUAUUAGGCGAUUUUACCCU
Molecule: messenger RNA, 5376 nt
Organism: Porites lobata
Lineage: Eukaryota; Metazoa; Cnidaria; Anthozoa; Scleractinia; Poritidae
Source: the annotation of a GenBank genome assembly